CUUGAUAUUUUAUUUAAUAUUUCAUCAUAAUAAAUAUGAUUUAAAAAAAUAUGUUUUCUUUCAAUUUUAAACAAAUUUCACUAUCUACCUUUAUUCUGCCGCCAGUUCCUUCCAUUCCAUUGUUCAUAGCCUGCUUCAGCUGCUUUCCCUCUCCUCCGUUUUCCACUCCUUCGCCGCCGUUGCAUCCGCCGCCGUUGGAUACUAAAGUUGCAUUAUUGUUGACUAGAGUGGGAAACAUUGACAUACUCCGGAAAACUAACAGCCUUACUGUGAAUUCAAGGUGCAAAUUUUUAUUUUGCAAAGAUAGCAGAAGAACGUAUAUUGGCCGAGUGAGGUGUGCAGCUGCAGUGGCUGGAACAAGAGAGAGGAUGGAGAUGGAGAGGAAAGAGAGGGUAAGAAAAGCUGAGGCAUUGGUGGAGAUAGCAAUGAAAGGGAAUGAUGCUUCUCAUGAUGCAGCGCAUGUUUGGAGGGUUCGUGACCUUGCUCUCUCCCUUGCCUCUGAGGAAGGCCUCUCUUCUAAUCCGCACUCCAUGGAAAUCGUAGAGCUUGCUGCACUUCUCCAUGAUAUAGGUGACUACAAAUACCUAAGGUUAGGAAUUUUGGUUGAUUUUAGGAAUUUCUUUUUUUUGUCAUUCAUUUUGUUCAUAUUUUUCCCCUUCUCCUCAUGUGAGCUAACAAUGUCAUUUAGAGACCCAUCUGAGGAAGAAACUGUUGAAAAUUUUCUCACAGAAGAGGGAGUUGAGGAGAAUAAGAAAUCAAAAAUUUUGGAAAUCAUUAAAGGAAUGGGUUUUAAAGAGGAGGUGACUGGAAAAGGAAAUACCGAAUGGUGUCCAGAAUUUGGCGUUGUCCAAGAUGCUGAUAGACUUGAUGCUAUUGGUGCUAUAGGAAUUGCACGGUGCUUCACCUUUGGCGGGAGUAAGAAGAGGUCGCUGCAUGAUCCAGCCAUUUUACCAAGGUCAGAUUUAUCCAAGGAACAAUAUAUGAACAAAGAGGAACAAACUACCAUUAAUCAUUUUCAUGAGAAGCUUCUCAAGCUUAAAGAUAUGAUGAAAACCAAGGCUGGGAAAAGGAGGGCUGAGAUAAGGCACAAGUUCAUGGAGGAGUUUGUGAAAGAGUUCUACGACGAAUGGAACGGUUCAAUCUAACAAAUACUUGUUCUCGUCUUCAUGUAGUUUUACACUUAUAAACUUGCAUCGGUACUUGUAAAAAGACAAAAACAUGCCCAAGAUGCUGGAAAUUAUUUACAUCUUGUCUUCUUAGUUGCAGCAGUUAGUAACCAAUUCAUGCUUCAUGCUCUAAGCAUAGUUUUUUUUUUACCAUCAAAAGUCCUUGGUUUUGGAGGCUAGACUAUAUAUAUAACAUGAGUUAUCUGUUUUUUCCA
Messenger RNA from Lathyrus oleraceus (garden pea), 1381 nucleotides. RefSeq lists its product as uncharacterized. The coding region runs from base 51 to 1145 and encodes 364 amino acids. NCBI's taxonomy places the organism in Eukaryota, Viridiplantae, Streptophyta, Magnoliopsida, Fabales, Fabaceae. The record is from RefSeq and is a predicted model, not a curated record. The transcript is spliced from 8 exons.